GAAGGCUAUGGAAUAUUGGGGGGAUACAGAGAUAGGUAAUCGAAAAUUUCGAAUCCCCCCGUUUCAACAAAAUUCAUGCUUAUUUAUAGAACAGUGCAUGCUGCAAUGGCAGGUCGGUGAAUGCUACUGUAGCCAGCAUGGACAGACUAAAUGUUAACUGUCACUAUCACUCAUAGGACAAAUGCGAUAAAAUAAAAUAAAAAUAAAGAAAAGAAACAUUUUGCAUGUAGGUAGGUAAUAUAAAAAUUAAACAAUAUAAAAUCAAAGUGGUAUAUAUUUUAAUAGUAUCUAAUACAAUACUAUUCUAUUCCUUAUACUUUUGGAGUUUAAUUAUUGUCCUUCAUAAAGUAAACACGCAAAAGAUAAUAAAAUUUCACUUGAAUGUGUAAAUUAAAAUGGAAUCAGUCACUAAUAUUCAAAAAGAAGUGGAAUUCUUCGACCCUAUUCAUGAUAUAAUUGACUACUUGGUAAGAUGUGUUCAGAUUUCUUUUAAAAAUUCUCGAAUCAAUGAAGGUGAAGUCAGAACUGCUGAAAAAAUCAAUAUGGCUUUUCAAUUAUAUCAAAAAUCACCGCUAGAUUUUCUUCUACAAUUUGGAAAAUAUUUAGCACCACAACACCUCAAAUAUUUUGAAGAAUUACACCUACCUGGAGAUUCUACCAGAUUUCAGGAGUAUAUAUUGGAAUUAAAGGUGUAUCAUUCAGAGGAAAGCAAACACAAGAGAGUUAGAAAUCGAAGAUAUAAAGCUUUACAAAAGAUGCAAAGUGAAUCAGACUAUUUUAGUGAAAAACAGAUGAUGUAUCGCAAUCCUUUACUGUAUGAGCAACUGAUAGGUCAAUAUUUAAGUGAUGAUGAAAUCAGAGAACGAGAUGGAAUUGAUACCGAAAAUAUCACUUUUCUGAACAUGAUUUUGGAAACUGUUGAUAGAAACCAAAUGAGAGAAACCAAAAAUGUACAAAUGUUAGAAGAGGAUAAUGAAGAACAAAGUGAGUCAGCGCAUAAUUGUGACAACUCGGCUGAAAUUUUUAAAAGUAAAAAAAGCUGGGGUGAUUUUGAUACACCUGAUAUAAAACCUAAUUAUUUGCCUGAACCAAGAAAACAGGCUCUUAUAAGUGCACCAGAGAGAAAUCUUCUCCGUCAAGAAUUUAUUCAAGAGAUGUACAAUAGUUUCUUGGAGGGGAAUGAUGUGGACUUUGACUACUCUAAUAUAGAUAACGAUGAGCAGUAUGAUGACUUGCAGCAGGAGGCCCAAGAUGCUGAAGACAGGUACUUUGAUUCAGAGACUAAUGAAGUUGAAAACCUAGAAGAGCAUAUGAAGCUUAUCGAGGAAUAUGGUAGACAAGAUUCUAAAAACUCCAAUGAGACAAAUUCAGAAGAUCCACUUGAUGUAUUUAUGAGUCACAUUUCAAAUAAAUUAAGAGGAAAUUCCUACAUAAUGUUUUGCUAAAUACCCUAUCACACUUUACUUAUCUAAAGGUAUAGUUACAUCUGUUUUU
Molecule: messenger RNA, 1494 nt
Organism: Plodia interpunctella (Indianmeal moth)
Lineage: Eukaryota; Metazoa; Arthropoda; Insecta; Lepidoptera; Pyralidae
Exons: 1
Coding region: 396-1445 (349 amino acids)
Source: RefSeq, a predicted model, not a curated record